CUGUCGCACCUGCGUGAGUGAGAAUUACGUCCCCUUGGAUUGUUUACAGGUGACAUCACGGCCUCAUUCAAAAUGGGGACGGAGUGGCUACUUGCGUUACUUUCGGCGAUUCUCAUCUUCCAAGAAGGUGCGGGGUUGAUGUGCCACCGCUGCUUCAGUGCCAUGGGUGGUUGUGGAGAUGAGGUGGAGUGGAGGAUGUUCCCCUGGAGGGACUGUGGGCCUUCGAACUUCUGUGUCAAGGUCAUUGAGAAAGUGCCAGGUCAAGAACCGAAAUAUAUCCGGGAAUGCGAACACGAAUUGAUGAAAUCAACACGACACAGACUGAGGAUGCCCAACUUGCGUCGCCAUGGUUACUGUCUCCCAGCACGAAAAAACGACCCAUUCAACCCGCUGAGUCUUUCUGACAGCCGGUUUACAUACUGUUUCUGUAAUGAGUACAAUGGAUGUAAUAGUGCCUCUGAUAUCAAGCUGAAAUAUGUUCCAGCUCUUCUCUGUACCUCCAUUGUAACACUUCUAUUGUCACGGUUAUUCUAAUAACCUGCUCCCGGCCCCCCAAAUCAUGGUGCAUACAUUUUAUAUGAUUUUUUAAAAUUGAGGAUUCACAUGUUUUUGUUACCUGAGAAAUUUAAUGAACAAACAGAUAGUAAUGUAAAAGAUGGGGAAGAAAAAGGAAUUUUUUUUUAAGAAAUCCAUAUGGCAAACAACCAUGCUUUCCUGUUCUAUUUGUCUGGGAUAAUAAGAUGGCCAUGUUGAUAUUUCAUGAUUCAAAUGAAAAUCUAGCUGGUAGUAACUCACAUGUUUACAACUUAGCCUUUCUUGAACUUAAUGUUAAUCUCAGAAAGAAAAACUUACUCAUGCUCUAAUAUUGGAACACACUUCAUGUUAAUCUCCAAAUUCAGCCAGUCACAAAGUCUAAUAUUCAAUAACAUUCAUACCUUUAAUUUUUAUGACUUAAAAAAAAAGUUGUCAUUUCUUAAAAUUAUGAAUAUUCCAUGUGCAAGAAAGGUUUCCUAAUACCUUGUCCUUACAGUCUCAAUAUUGUUUUUGAAAUGUUGAACUAGAAACAGCGGACCUGAACAAAAUACAAUCAGUUGUUCCACUUUAAUUUACUUAAUUGAGUUAAUGUCUUUUUACUCCCGUAUGCACUUCUUUCACUUUCUGAAGGAUUAGUGCUCCAAUAUUUCUCCAGGACUUCCUUGACCAGUCAAUGAAUCACUUGAAGUGAACACUAUCAUUGAGGCCAUAAAUCUUGAUUAUCCAUUAAAAGUUUGUCAACUUGACACAUUCCAGACCCACCACCGGAGAAACCAUUUUCAGUGAAAGGUUCAGACGUGAAUAACAAGAACAUAUUUUAUAUACGUUUUAUAUUCACUUUAUCUACUUCCAUGCUUGUAAAUAGAUGCAUUGUAAUCAAAUUUCAUUGUAAUCAUCAUUCUUGUGAGAAUCUGUAAAUAUUUCGAUUUUGUUUUUGGAAGGCAUAUUUUCUUGCUCUGUAUAAAUACAUGCCUUUCUGGAGUCAUAAAGGAAAUAUGUUUACCAAAAUACGUAGUUGUGACAGUGUGAUGACGGAUGCAGUAUUUCAUAACCUGCCUGUUGAAAAUAUUUUCUAAAAUAAAUCUUAUCAAAUUGAUUUUGACAUGAUUAAUUGCAUAUGAUGCUGCUGAAGUGAUUUAUUGUAUUUUGAAUUUGUGUGCUUAGUUUAUGUAAGGCCUCCAACAGUCUAACAUUAUUCACAGCCGUGCCUAUCAUGUAUUUUAACGUUCCAGUUUGGUAGAUUAUCGGCUCCUUGUUGUUUAGUAUCAACCAUAAUGGAAUGAAUCAAUAUAUUCAAUAAUUUAAUGAAGACAUUUACUUUUAAAAAUUUGGUUCAUGGAUUUUACAUCAUAAUUUAAAUUAAGUUUAACGCUGACAGCUAAAGGCAGUGUGGGAAGGGUCAUAUUGACAAAUAUCCAUCUUUCAUUUCAUUUUUGAGUGUGAAUACUUCUUGGAAAUAAUUUCAAAUAAGAUUUUUAUAGACAAGAAAAUCAUCGACAACAAACUAUUUCAUCCACCAUGAUUACAGUUUUUUCAAAAGAAUCCAUAGACAUUUAAAAAUGUGCUUGAAAUUGUACAAUGACCAAAGGCUGAAACUGUACAUUGAAGAAAUGUUCUGUAAUUUUAAGUUGGUGCCAAAUUCAAUAUGCCAGUUAAUGUUUGAAAUUUAUGUACAUUAUGUUUAUUGGUAUUUUCUACUUUGCAUUGUACACACUGAUGUUGCCUGAACCAUCUUUAACCAGACAUAUUCUGUAUCUCAUUGGCUAGACAUUUGACAUUUGACCUAUGUUAGAUAGCAUUUGUUUUAUAUGAUAUUUGAAUAGAUAUCAUUAUUCUUAAAAACGUUUUGUAUUAGUUUACAAGAAUUAUUAAGACAGAAGUGAUUUACAUAACCAUUCCUCAUUGUAAAUAUUAUUCAUAGCAAUAAAUUUUGUAGUAAACAACA
Messenger RNA from Haliotis rubra (blacklip abalone), 2479 nucleotides. RefSeq lists its product as uncharacterized. The transcript is spliced from 3 exons. The record is from RefSeq and is a predicted model, not a curated record. Bases 73 to 534 code for a protein of 153 amino acids. NCBI's taxonomy places the organism in Eukaryota, Metazoa, Mollusca, Gastropoda, Lepetellida, Haliotidae. Gene Ontology annotation, biological process: sleep; positive regulation of voltage-gated potassium channel activity; regulation of synaptic transmission, cholinergic.